Molecule: messenger RNA, 2451 nt
Organism: Alternaria atra
Lineage: Eukaryota; Fungi; Ascomycota; Dothideomycetes; Pleosporales; Pleosporaceae
Exons: 5
Coding region: 1-2451 (816 amino acids)
Biological process (GO): DNA-templated transcription
Molecular function (GO): DNA binding; zinc ion binding
Source: RefSeq, a predicted model, not a curated record
AUGCGAUCACCGAACCUACAAUCACCCAAUCCACAAUCGCCGAGAAGAUUACAGCGCCGCCCUUCACAUGCACCAUCAUACCUCCUUACACCACCGCCGUCGCCCGCAAAGAAGAGCACUGUCGUAGCUAUCGAUGCCUCGAAACCACAACAGCCUAAGAUGGUUGCACAUAUCCAACGCAUCGAGCUACCGUCGAAUCAUUAUGUCUGUAGCCAGUUCACACCUCCGCCAUCUCCAGAGCCGCGGCGACGCGUUCUUCCAAGCGCAUUACCGACCAUGCCAUUUCCUGGUAGGCCCCUCAUAACAUCGUGGAAUAUCUUCCUCCCGCCCUCGCAAAUACACUCGUUGUAUCUUGGUUAUGCGCCAAAGGAUAUGGAUGACAAGUGGUACAUAUACAGCGAAGGUCCCGAUCAGACAGGAAAGCUAAAGGUCCAUUUCCACCGAAGUUGGACUGGCAUGAAGGUUGCAGAAUUGUUCGUUGUCAUGGAUACAAAGGGCGAGGGCGCUGGCAAGAUUGUAGGGAUCAAAUGGAAUGGGGGUGAAGAAAUGAACUGGAUGAGUGAAGAAGAGGCGAAAUACAUGAUACGGACGGCGUCACCAGAAUCUGAUAAGCACUCUUUGAGAGACGAGCUCGAACGCUUGCGAAAGCGAUGUGCAGCACUCGAGACGCGCUUCAAAAUUGCUGCACCCGAAGAAGCCGCUGAGGUUAUUGGACAGCUCGAUCAUGGCGUGCCAGGGCGUUCGACCGCUCCGACUUUUCUAUCUGUGUCAAUGGAACUGGACCAGGCCGAUGCAAACGACGGUCGGCUGCUUGUUGACCCUUGUGGUAUCCCGAGGUUCUUCGGUGAAACGUCUGGAGCAACAUUUUUGGAUUACUUGAAGCAAUUCAUGCUUACCCUUGUUCCUUUGACUUUCCAGCCUGAGUCUGCAGAUGGGUCUUCAUUCGUUGCUUCAAUUGGAACCUAUCAGACCUACGACUCAAGGCCGAUUCCCAAUCCAAAUGUCGACCCUUUGUGGCUUCCUGAUCAUAAAGACAUGGCAUUGAUGCUUGCCCAAUUGCGAGCCUACAUUCAAGAUGGCAAUGGCGACUUUUUGUCUGGUGGAAUAUGCUGGUGGGGCGAUCUUAGCAAAUUUCCAACCUCUGCAGCCCCUUCCGCCUCGAUGAGUGCAAUGACGACUGAUGAUACCCACCGAAGCUUGGCCUUUUACCAUGUCUGUUUCGCCUUAGCUACGUCUAUUGGCCAUCCUGCUCUCCGUCGGUCUGAUCAACAUGCUGGAGAAGCCUAUUUCAAGCGUGCGCGAAAGCUUAUUGGCAAUCCAUUGGAUACUGUACGAUUCACGUUGGAUGAUGUUCCGGUCUUGACUCUCAUGGGUUUUUAUCUGAUCGAACUGAACCGUAGAGAUUCGGCCUACGUAUAUGUCAGCCUAGCGAUCCAUAUCGCGAUCAUUCAUGGCGCAUUCAGGUCAUGUAACGACGAAGCGAGUAAACGCACUUUCUGGACUCUGUACAUCCUGGAUAGAUGGCUUUCCGUACUGAUGGGACGUCCGCCGACCCUACUCGACGAAGCUAUUAGGCUUCCUCUACCAUGCGACGAGCCCUCAAUGCCACCGUGUGUAGGCCUCCGAGCGCAUGUCGAGCUAUCUCGCAUCUCUGGCUACAUCGUUUGUGAAACAUUCAAAAUCGCUCCACGACACUACCAACGUGGAUACUCGACCCUACACGUAGAUGGGGCUUUGAAGUUGCUCGAAGACUGGAAACUGCAAUUGCCGUCGGUACUAGCUGUUGACAUAGACGCUGACCCUGCGGUUCUUUCUCUGCAUCUAGCUUCGAAUCAGCUCGUUGUCCUUACAACUCGGCCAAUCCUACUCGCCGCUGUCAAGCAAGCCGUCGCUGAACGCUACAUGAACGGUCAAUGGUCUAUUCAGCAGCACGCGCAUAGCAAGUAUGUUCAAGCUUGCUCAGAGGCCGCCCAACGUAAUUUGCUGUUAGCUAAGCGAUUGCGGGCAAUGAGAAAGCUACUGCAGGCCGGUCUGCACUUCGUUUUCAACGCUGCUGUUAUCCUGAUAUUAGAUCAAAUCCUUCGGUCUUCUAGCAUUGAAGGCACGCCUACCCUAUUCAACACUGCAGUAUAUACCUCCGAAAUAGAUUUUGCGAUGCGUACCUUUGAGGAGGAGUCAAGAACUGGUACCAACUACCCCAGAGACUGCUACAAAGUCCUGCAAGACCUCAAAGCUCUAGUCGAUCGCUAUCUAUCUCACGGCCAUGGACACUUCGAGCAAGGAAACGACCCUGGUCUAGUCAUCAGUACUCCUGGGCAGCCGUACAGUGCCCAACGAGGCCAGGAAACCCAAGGAAACGCAUCAAACAUCACAUCAGGCACCGUCUACCAAGAGCUACGGACAUGGAUGCAGAGUGAUGGAUUGAAACUACACAACAGCUUACUCAUUUGA